AACGUGGUCGAGCACCGGCACGGACAACAUGACACUUCUGAGCGCAGUUUUCAUCCUAACAGUGGCAGCUGGUACACUGGCUCAGUACCAGGAGCCAGGGUACAAAGGAGGAACCAGCUUCAGCUCUCUAACAACCACGGGCCACAGCAGUGUCCACCACAACGUCCAUCCCAAGACAGAGUACAAGGCGGGAUACAACGGUGGUCCUGGCUACGGCAAGGGUCCAAGCUACAGCAGUGGGCCUAGCUACAGCAGCGGACUCAGCUACAGCAAUGGGCCUAGCUAUAGCAGUGGGCCUAGCUACAACAGUGGGCCUAGCUACAGCAGUGGACCCAGCUACAGCAGCGGACCCAGCUACAGCGCUGGGCCUAGCUACAGCAGUGGACCCAGCUACAGCAGCGGACCCAGCUACAGCAGUGGACCCAGCUACAGCAGCGGACCCAGCUACAGUGGACCGAGCAAACCCAGCUACAGCUCUAGCUCACAGGGAUACGCUCCUAGCAAGCCCGCAUACAGCUCCCCCAGUUACAGCGCUCCCAGUUACAACUCCCCGGCGCCUGCCUACAAACCAUCCUACAAUAGCCCAGCUCCUAGCUACGGUGGACAAGGAGGAUACAAGGAGGAGCCUUACGACUCCCAUCCCAAGUACGUCUUCGAGUACGAGGUCAACGACCCCCACACCUAUGACAUCAAGAGCCAGAAGGAGGAGCGCGACGGAGACUACGUCAAGGGAUACUACAGCUUGGUGGAGCCUGACGGUGGUAAGAGGACUGUCGACUACUCCGCUGAUUCGUACGGAUUUGUCGCUCAAGUCCACAAAGAACCUGGUAAGGGAGGGUAUUCUGCUCCAUACUCCGCACCUAAGCCAUACUCACCUUCUCCCUCUUAUUCUUCUGGCCCGUCUUACUCCUCCGGCCCCUCUUACUCCUCUGGACCUUCUUACUCCUCUGGACCUUCUUACUCCUCUGGGCCUUCUUACUCCUCUGCACCUUCUUACUCCUCUGCACCUUCUUACUCAUCUGGUCCUUCCUACUCUUCUGGUCCAUCUUACUCCUCUGCUUCAUCCCACUCUUCAAGCUCUUACUCCUCAGGAGCAUCAUACUCUUCCAAGCCAGCCUACUCCCCCGCGCCUGCCUACAAAUCUCCAGCCCCUGCUCCUGCCUACCAUUCCCCAGCACCAGCUCCUGCUUAUUCUGCCACUCCUGCUUAUUCUGCCGCUCCUGCUUAUUCUGCCACCCCUGCUUAUUCUGCCGCCCCAUCUUAUCCAUCUCCAUCAUACUCUUCUCCUAAGUCCUACUCUGGAUCGGGCUACUCCAGAACAUCAGUCACAGCCCCCCACUAUUCUUACUCUUACUAAGUUUUCAUUUUUGCACAAGACUAAUAUGAUGAUGACGCUUUGCUCAAAUGACUUAUAGUUUGUAAAUAUUUUUAUAUGUUGUAUAGUACAAAUAAACGUUACCUUUGUGUUA
Macrosteles quadrilineatus (aster leafhopper) is the source of this 1469-nucleotide messenger RNA. RefSeq lists its product as uncharacterized. Gene Ontology annotation, cellular component: extracellular matrix. Bases 29 to 1357 code for a protein of 442 amino acids. NCBI's taxonomy places the organism in Eukaryota, Metazoa, Arthropoda, Insecta, Hemiptera, Cicadellidae. The record is from RefSeq and is a predicted model, not a curated record. The transcript has 2 exons.